GGAACCUCGGAAUCAGAACACACGUUGCUGCGAAAUCGCCUCUCGCUGGCGCGGGCCACAGCCCGGCUGCCUGCAUGGCCCGCGGGCUCACAGUCUCAAAACGAGGGAUUGUCUGGCACAUCUCCGGAGCCAUCUUAACCGAAGUUUUCUGCUCACGAUGCAUGCCUGAUCCUCAGGCCUGUACACACCGGCCGCUCCCAUGUCCGAGCCGCCAGCAUCGGAGCGAGGCCCAUCGCGUCGGUGGAUGGCCAUAAUUUUCUCGGUUGGCGGCGCUGCACUGCUCACCGUCGGGAUUCUCUGGACGCGCCGUAGGAGGCGGCAUCGCCAGCACUCGCAGGGGAACGCCGCCCAAUCUGUCAGUGCUCCUGGGCCAGCGGACACCAGUGAAAUCACGCAAGCUGUCGGGGAUUCGUUCGGCGCAUGGGACGACAUCGCGGAGAGGCUCCGGGCAGAAUUUGGCCCCUGUGAGCUGGACAUCGAGGACAUGACGAAACCGAAUUGGGAUGGCAGUCCAGGUCCUCCAAGAAUCAGCCUCGAGCUCGUCUCUGACGUCUUCGCGGGGCUGCCUCAAUCAGAGAGGCAACAGAGAGUUCGCAAGGUGCUGGUGUCAGACAUCAAGAGCAGGCGCAUCGAUGAUUAUACAGCACUGCUGCAGACACCAGAUGAGCAACGCCGCUUUGCUGGCUAGGUGAAGUGAGACAAUGGCGGACGUACAACCUCAGUUGGGGCAUGCGGAGUUAUGUUAUGUUGAAGGUCGGCGCGCGGAAGCCAUGUACGGACAGUGAGGAUGUAGAAGGGCUGCAGGUGGGCCGCUGAUAUGUCGCCGCCACGACGCGGCGGGAACAAGAUCCCUCAACGGGGCUUCCCCCGCCUCCGGGGCUGUCCCACGUUCCCCCCAAAGGGACCUCCUCAGAGGGAGGGAUCUCCCCCACCCGGGCCCUCCCCCCUCCCCGACGGACCUGGCCGCCGGUCUGGGGCACCGCCCGGCCGCGGGGGCGCCGCGAGCCCGCACCGCCUGGCCGCCGGGAGCGAGUGUGCUCGGCGGUGCGGCCGCCGCGCGCCGCCGUCGCCGCUGCCGCUGCCAAGGGCGGGCUUACCGUUGCGCCUGCGGGCGGUUGCGCCUGCGAGCGAGUUUACCUCGAAGAAGAA
Molecule: messenger RNA, 1149 nt
Organism: Prorocentrum cordatum
Lineage: Eukaryota; Dinophyceae; Prorocentrales; Prorocentraceae
Source: the annotation of a GenBank genome assembly